AUGUCGCAGCAGGUAAUUUCGCAACCAAAGGGCCAGCAGGAGUUCGUGGAAACCAUUGAGCCUGAUCUGGCAAGGGCUAUACCCCAUAAUAAAGGCACAGGAAGUCAGCACAAAGGAGAUCAGGCUUUGCAGCUCAUCGAAGAGGUAGAGCAUUCAAACAUAUUGACCCCCGAGAACAACGCCAAAGUUCUUCGAAAGAUCGAUUUGCGUCUGCUUCCCAUUCUCUUAGGAAUCUACUUCCUCCAACAACUCGACAAGUCGACCAUCUCAUAUGCCUCUGUUUUUGGAAUCGUCGAGAAAGCCCAUCUGCAUGGCCAACAGUACUCUUGGCUAGGGGGUUCGAUCUAUCUGGCUCAGCUAGUGUUCCAGCCCCUGGUCGCCUACCUUCUGGUUAAAGUGCCCAUAGCAAAAUUUCUGGCUGUUUCCUGCCUCUUAUGGGGUAUUGCGUUAACGUGCAUGACUGCAGCUACAAACUUUGGAGAGUUGCUUGCUUGCCGGAUAUUUCUAGGUGUCUUUGAGGCUGGAAUUGCCCCGGCCUUCAUUGCAGUCACUCAAAUGUGGUACCGGCGUCGUGAGCAGCCCGUGCGAUUGAGCUCUUGGUAUGCGAUGAACGGAGUCGUGAAUAUGUUUGGAAGUUUGAUUGCCUUCGGACUGGGUCACAUCAAUUCCUCUAUAUUUGCACCCUAUCAGAUCAUCUUCCUGUUCUUCGGUCUAGUCACUGUUGGGUUCUCUGCCGUUAUUCUUGUUUUUAUGCCCGAUUCCCCGGUGUCCGCCAAGUUUCUUGGAGAGGAGGACAAACUGUUAUCGAUUGAAAGACAGCGAAUGAACCAACAGGGUAUAGAGAGCCAAGAGUGGAAAUGGGACCACGCAAAGGAAGCAUUCCUUGACCCCAAAUCGUGGUUCUGGUUUGCAUUAAUGUUUUCCAUUUCUGUUCCAAGUGGUGGCAUCACUACUUUCGGGCCCUUAAUUAUCAAGUCUUUUGGGCUCAGUCAAUAUGAUACCAUGCUUUUCAAUAUUCCAUUCGGUGCAGUACAGCUUGUCGCCACGAUGGGAGGAGCCUGGCUAGCAACUGUUUGGAAAAUGAAGGGUCCAGUCCUAGCAUUGCUCUGUCUCCCACCCAUCGCCGGUUGUGUGAUGCUGCUGCAGAUUACACAUGACAAUGCCCACAAGGGGCCAUUACUUGCAGGAUACUACAUUAUAUCUGUGUACCCAGCAAUCACCCCAUUGAUAUACUCCUGGUCCGCGGGAAACACAGCUGGAGAGACGAAAAAGAAGGUUACUACCGCUAUCCUAUAUGUCGGACAGUGCGCUGGUAACGUGCUUGGACCGAACCUUUAUACCACAAAUGAAGCACCGCUUUACCGUCGUGGCCUUCUUUCGAACCUCGCAAUGUUUUGUGUCUUGAUUGGUCUGACAGGGGCAAACACGGCAUAUCUGCUAUUUCUGAACAAGAAGCACGAGAAGAGACGUGUGGCUCUCGGAAAGAGCGCCAAAAUUAUAGACCAGUCAAUGCAAACCGUUCAAGCUGUCUCGCACGACGCGAAAGAAGACGCGCCUCAACAAGCAACAGAUGACAAUGCCUGGAAAGAUCUGACCGACUUGCAGAACGAGGACUUUGUCUAUGUCUUCUGA
Penicillium concentricum is the source of this 1632-nucleotide messenger RNA. RefSeq lists its product as uncharacterized. Gene Ontology annotation, cellular component: membrane. The coding region runs from base 1 to 1632 and encodes 543 amino acids. NCBI's taxonomy places the organism in Eukaryota, Fungi, Ascomycota, Eurotiomycetes, Eurotiales, Aspergillaceae. Gene Ontology annotation, biological process: transmembrane transport. Gene Ontology annotation, molecular function: transmembrane transporter activity. The transcript is spliced from 11 exons. The record is from RefSeq and is a predicted model, not a curated record.